Rotaria socialis is the source of this 513-nucleotide messenger RNA. The record is from the annotation of a GenBank genome assembly. NCBI's taxonomy places the organism in Eukaryota, Metazoa, Rotifera, Eurotatoria, Philodinida, Philodinidae.
AUGGUGACAGUAUUCGAGUAUUUACCGGACGAAAUUCUACUCUUAGUUUGUCUUCAACUUCAUCCGUUCGAUUUAGUUCAUGCGUUUGGACACCUCAAUGCUCGUUUCGAUACUCUUCUAUGUGAUUAUCGUCUAUUUCGACAUAUCAAUAUCGAUUCAAAUAAAAUUGCUUCGAAUUACACAAAGUAUAUUAUUAUUUACGGUAGGCGAGGUACCGCUCAAACACUUAGAGCAACUGUGAAGUGUCACUGGUUGGAUUUAUCACAUUUUAUCAAUCUUCGCAAGCUUAUACUAUGUAGACCGCCACGAGAACAGCAAAAUCAAUUGAGAACAAUAAUAGCGACAACGCAAAAUCUUCGUCAACUGAGACAACUAACAUUUAUCAAAUUCGAUGAUGAGGAAUACAUUUCUCGAAGUAUUAUGGCUGGAAGAUUUCCUAAUCUAAUUCAAUGUCAGUUACAGAGAUGGCACGAUGAACAAGUAAUACUAAAAAAAACGUUAUCCUUAAAAUGA